UAUUAUGUUAGUGUGAUGUUAUUAAUGUCUGUUAUUUAGCUGUAUGACAUGAUUCCUGUGUGGCUUUACUACAUGUCAUAUUAAAGCUGAGCAGUGAGAUGUGGUCCAGUCUGUGGUCCAGUCUGUGAUCCAGUCUGUGAUCCAGUCUGUGAUCCAGUCUGACCCUACAGCACAGAACCAGCUGCUUCCUAGUUUACACUUAAAGUUUAAAUGUGUGUCAUUACUGAAGUCAUUUCACCGUGACGGUGUAAAACCCUACAAAAUACUAUAAAGCACACAUUCAGCACCGGACUGACCCGGUGCUGACGGUACCAGGCUGACCCGGUGCUGACGGUACCGGGCUGCUCUUCAUCUGAACGCCUUCAAAACACUGAAAGGCUUCAACCGAAAAUGCAAAUAAAAGCGUCUGGUGUGUGUGAAGCGGUUUGUGUCGGUGCCGCCGAGUGCCACCACACACACACACACACACACACGCACACACACACACACACACGCACACGCUCGGCUUUAAUGUUUACGUGUCGUUAACGGCGCAGGCCACUGACGAACCGCCCCGCGGUUCUGUUCGCCCUCGCCGGCUGUCAGGAGGCGGACCAGCGGGGGCUGAUCUUACGGCGGUUACACAGUGCGGGAAAUUAACGUGAACUCCACCGCCCCCUGCUCAACGGAUUUUCUACAACGGCUGCUUCUUGCUUUUUUUUUUUUUUUUUUCCUCGGCUGGCGUUUACCCACAGUCAUGUGAUUGUAACGUAAAACCCCUAACCGGAAAACACCGACGGACGACCCUCUCCGCCGCCAACGAAUGCUGCGUUUACAAGGAGCAGUAGAAGCUGCUGCGAGCCCCACAGAGGACGGACGAGUCUCCGGUAACAAACAAACAGCGGCGACACGGCAAAGUCCAGCGACUGAAGCGGAGCGCAGGUUGAAGAAUGGAGCUGGCCAACCAUGGUCUUAUCCUGCUGCAACAGCUUAACGCUCAGAGGGAGUUCGGCUUCCUGUGCGACUGCACCGUGGCCAUAGGAGAUGUCUUCUUCAAAGCCCACAAAGCCGUCCUCGCUGCCUUCUCCAACUACUUCAGAAUGCUCUUCAUUCACCAGGACAGUGACUGUGUGCGUCUGAAGGCUGCCGACAUACAGCCAGAUAUCUUCAGCUACCUCCUCAACCUGAUGUACACGGGAAAGCUGGCGCCGCAGCUCAUAGAUCCGGCGCGCCUGGAGCAGGGGGUCAGAUUCCUUCAUGCCUAUCCGCUGCUACAGGAGGCCAGCCAGUCAGUGUAUUCCCACCCCGAGCAAAGCAUCAACCUCUCCACCUCCCUCUAUGGCAUCCAGAUCUCUGAUCAACAGGUGGCGCUGUCAGCCAGACUGCCCACUCAGCUCUCCUCGCCCUUUGACGCGGAGCAGGGCAGCUCAGAGGGGAAGCAGCCGUCCACACCAGCGAGUGCUUCACACGCAGAUUCUUUACCGGCCAAGCUGGCGUCUUCGCCCCCGGAUGUGGAGGCUUCGACCAGUGGAGCGAAGCCUGCGGCUGAGGAGGGGGGAAUGGACCUGCUCAGUGCAGAUGGUUCCUCAGCCAGCGCCAUCCUUCAUGUGAAGCCCAGCAUCAUGAAGAGGAGUUCCUCCUUCAGGAAGCAUUACUCCUGUCACCUCUGCAGAAGCCGGUUCACUCAGAGAAGUCUGCUGAGAGAGCACCUCCUCCAGCACACCCAGGUUCUCCAGCAGACCCUGACCGAGCCCAGCGAUGCACUCUCUCCUGUCAUGGCUGGAGAACACAGCCUGCUCAUAGAGGGGCUUCCUAAAGGGAACAAAGUUGCAUCGAGUCCCUCGGUUGCCGCUGCAGCGGUCGAGAUCAUUAGUGACAGCGAGCAAACCCCUGUUUCAGGUACCAACUCGGACUCUCCCCGAGCAGAGGUGUCCACUUCCAGCUGGGGGGUGGGAGGGCUGAACUCUCAGGCAGACACACCGCCUCCAUCAGACAUUGCGGACAUUGACAACCUGGAGAGCGCCGACUUGGACCGGGAAGUGAAGCGGCGGAAGUACGAGUGCUCCACCUGCGGCCGCAAGUUCAUUCAGAAGAGCCACUGGCGCGAGCACAUGUACAUCCACACGGGAAAGCCCUUCAAAUGCAGCGCCUGCGGGAAGAGCUUUUGCCGCGCCAACCAGGCGGCCCGUCACGUGUGCCUGAACCAGGGCGCCGACACCUACACCAUGGUGGACCGACAGAGCAUGGAGCUGUGCGCCGCCGGAGACGACAGCAGCCAGAUGGAGGCCAUGUUCUUGGGCUCAUCGAAGCCUUACAAGUGCAACAUUUGUGCCACCACCUUCUCCAACCCCAACGAGGUGAUCAAACACUUGUGCUUCACUCAGGGGGGAUUAGUGGGGCUGCAGGGGAACGCCGGGGCAGGCAUGCUGCUCCAUCGUGAAGAAUUUUCCAAAGAUGAAGGCUCCGAUUUGUCCAACUCUGGCACUCCACUAGAACCCAUAAAGACCGAGGAGAUCCUCGUAGAAUAGUGCCGAAACUGUGUAUGUGUCCCUUAUAACAUGUAUGUUUAUUAUCUAAGUUAUGGUUACUAGUAAGCUAAAGUUGAAGUUAGUCAGGGUAUGUAUGUUGGAGGUUCUCAUCUACUUAAACUUUACUUUGUUUUUUGAUGCCGUGUUUUGAUAUUUUGGCCGUGGAGAUAACAAGAAGUUCAAAUUAAACAGCCUAGAAGUCCCUCUGUAAUGAAAAGAAAAGCAAAUCACAUGACAUUCGAGUCAAGGCGGCGAUCAGAGUUUCACCGGUUGUCUACGCUGGUGUUAGACGCUGACAUGUGAGGCUGCACCAGACCCUCCAGAGCUGCUUCUGUGGUGACGCUGUGCAGGCACUUUUUUCAGUGUGAGAGGAAGAGGAAGCUCAGACGGUUCCGGAGCAGACAACAUGUUGUGAGAUGAGGCGGCUGUGCUAGUCUUGUGGAGGAGAAAGAGGCGCAAAGUGCUACCGAGACCUCUGGAGCUGCUCAGUUAUUUCCACACAGUCAGAACUGAGAGGCUGGUUCUGCAGAUCAGGUAUAGAAAUAAAUGUCCAGCUAAAAGCACACCGACCCGAGACAAUCUGUGCUCUUAUUUGAGUAGUUCUCCAUAUGCAUCAAAGUACACUGGUCUUCCAUUAGCGUUGUGGUCGAGGGCUCCGCCUCAGCAGGACAAAGAGCUUGACGUGUAAUAUGACCACCAUUAACUGCAUCCUGCUCAGCAACACUUCAGCUGUUUGACUCUGUGUCUGACUCCCGUGUGGACUGUGCUCAGUGUGAAUAUGGUUCCGUCUCCGUCUUGUCCACCACAUGAAGCCAGAGUGGCUCCUGAACACAAGCAGUCGUGUCUACAGCUGUGCCACUUUUAAUUCUUUCUCAUUUUAACUUGUUGUGCAUGUUGUAGAGCUCUUUGGCACACACACACACACACACACACACACACACACACACACACCUUCUGUCCUGUACGAUGUUGUACAUCCCGUCUUUCAUCAUUUGCUUGAAUUUACUCCUCAAAGCCCUUGAAUUUGGUUUGACAUGCUUUUCUAAUUUUCUAUACACUGCUAUAUUUACAGAGAAAACAUUAUAUUGCAGAGAUGUUUGUAUAUUAGUAGACGAAUAGGAAUACAUUUGGUUUUGCAAAAGCUAACGUAUUAGGGAUGGGCAUACAUCUAUCCUGAUGAUUAAAGAGACCCUGUGGGAUUUUAGAUGUCUUUUUUUUGCCAUAUUUGUGCUAACUGCUAACUGUCUUAUUCGUUUUGUGCAAAGGGAACCGUUUUUUUUUAUUAUGAAGACCGUCUGGCAAAUGUACAUGUUUUUUUUGUUUGUUUGUUUUAGCUGUGUCCAUACCAGGAAGAGUAGAUGCGACAUUUGUAGGAGGAGUAACAGGAUAACAGGGAGAUGCAGGCGUGUUUUAUGGGAAUAUGAAAGGUGGCGUUUCUUACAUGUUCCAACGACAGAAUACUUCCUGUGUACUACUGAUGACUGGAUGCAAUGAGACAUCGUUACGUACAUGUCGAAUAAAUGUGAAGCUAGGAAGUGUUUUACAUGUGAUCUCAUCUGUCUUGCUGACGUGUGUCCAGUGUAAUCGUAACUCAAGUCGUCUGAAUGGUGAAGAAGAACCUACCAGUCAGCGUCUGUGUUGAUUCCUCUGUUGCAAAACUGAACUUAAUUUUAACUGUGAUUAAAACUUUAUACUUAGAAACUCAAUGUAUUUUUUUUUCCGGUUCUUACAUGUCUGAACAUUGAGGUGAAUCCACUGCAGGGAGGCUAAUGGAAGUGUAUUGUUCCCUCCACAAGGAAGAAAUGAGUGUAAAUUUGCUCCAAAAUGGUUGUGAGCUUCCAACAUCAUCCAAUUCAUAAAAACAGAAAUAUAGCAUCCUUGCUCUUCCAUUUGCCGUUUAUAUUUCUGUCCCAGUCUUUCUGCUCUGUGACACAGUGAUGAUGAUGAUAAUCACUCUGGAGACAAAUAGUACGCCCGUCAUUCGAGAUGUAGCGCUCAGAAGCUAAUUGCUAUGCUAAUGUGACAUCAUUUCACAUGAAAUCUGUUUUUUAGCUCUUUUUUUUUUUACCUGCCUCCAUCUUGUAAUUAUUUCCAUGAUUUAAAAUACUAAAAAUGCCCAUCCCUAGUAUGUCAAUUAGAAAUGUGGGAAGCAGUGGUUGCUCUAAUGCAGUUCACCCAGUGUCCGGCUAGAUGGCGCUGUUUCUCUUGGUGUUCUACUCAGGUUUAAAGAUGGGGGGAGAAUAUCAGAUUUAACAGUGAUUUUUUUUCCUAUGUGACUGUGUACUUGCCAAUUAUUUGCCAUAAGUCAUAUUUAAUUCACAUUAGAAACGAUCUUUCUGUAGAUACGAGCUGUUAAAUAUGUUCAGUGUUGAACAGGGAGCGCCUCUUGUCUGUCUCACGCGAAGGCGAUCAAACUGCUGUACUACUGACGUUCAUGUUUCUGAGCCAAACUGAUGCACAGCUUUACAUAAGGACACGUCCUCCCUGUGGUUCAAGCUGUACCCGUCAUCCACACACACUAGUUUUGUACCUUUACUUCUGUUUUUGUGUGUGUUUAAACAGCUCAGUAUCUCAGGAAGACGACUCGUUUGUCUUUUCUGUCCACUGCUGGUUGUGUGAAUAAUGAGUUGAGGACUAGUGAAGGCCGACCGGUGCAGCUCUAGUGCACACAGUGUUCCCUCCUCCCCAUCUGACAUCUACUGUGAUCAAUCUGUCUUCUCAGGAAUGUGAGUAGUUUCUCUGUUUUAACUUUUUUUUCUUUUCCAGUGAAGAAAGAACAAUAAAAACAUCUUUUUUAUAA
Molecule: messenger RNA, 5307 nt
Organism: Stegastes partitus (bicolor damselfish)
Lineage: Eukaryota; Metazoa; Chordata; Actinopteri; Pomacentridae
Gene: zbtb2b
Product: zinc finger and BTB domain containing 2b
Exons: 3
Coding region: 930-2507 (525 amino acids)
Biological process (GO): regulation of transcription by RNA polymerase II
Cellular component (GO): nucleus
Molecular function (GO): protein binding; DNA-binding transcription factor activity, RNA polymerase II-specific
Source: RefSeq, a predicted model, not a curated record